AUGCUUGCAGCUUUCCAAUCGAGUGACCCCGCCUUCAGCAUCUACCGCAAUUUCGAAUACUUGCACUCUCGUGUGCUUUUAGACCUACAAUUUGAGCUUUCGGAAUUAGAACAAGAACUCCGUUCUAAAGAUGAUGACGACGCUGAGUGCGACAUCGGGCAAAGGCGGCUUAUAUCGAGGAGACGAGACGAUGUUGAGGCAAGAAAAGAAGUGCAAGAGGACCAGGACACUAGAACUCGACGACAAAUCCUGACUGAGAUCCGGCAGAAAUUGGUGGAAUAUGAUGAGGUCCUUAUUAAAGCCCGAGAGACCGCGACAUUCCAGCGCCCAAACAAACGUGACUACAAGAGCGUCACAACAUGGUUCAUGAACUGGAAACCGUUGGUCCAGAGAGAGUGGAUCUCUCUACAGCACCAAGAGGACAUGCUCACCCUUCGCCAAGGCAGAGAAUGGGCAGGAUUCGAUGGUUUCAUUGAAAACAUGUUGACUAAAUUUGACUGCAAGCUUCUCAGACGGAUAUUCCAGCCACGUCUCUUGUCGAACAAAACAAAGGACAAACACCUCCACUACUACGACGCUAAAAGAGUCGAAUCGUUUGUCGCCCUUAUCAUCACUAUUGUCAUAUUCAUUCUCCUAGUCUUGCCUGUGGUCCUCAUGUACGAACUGACCAGCUUCGGGGACCGCCAAUCGACUUUCAGAGCGAUUGGAGUGCUUGUGGUGUUUACCCUUCUCUUUUCAGCAGCCAUGUCCCUGCUGACAAAGGCCAAACGUCAUGAGCUGUUUGGUGCGUCUGCUGCCUACUGCGCUGUGCUGGUGGUUUUCAUUUCAAACUUCAACUGA
Messenger RNA from Lasiodiplodia theobromae, 840 nucleotides. RefSeq lists its product as uncharacterized. The coding region runs from base 1 to 840 and encodes 279 amino acids. The record is from RefSeq and is a predicted model, not a curated record. The transcript has 3 exons. NCBI's taxonomy places the organism in Eukaryota, Fungi, Ascomycota, Dothideomycetes, Botryosphaeriales, Botryosphaeriaceae.